Molecule: messenger RNA, 1890 nt
Organism: Durusdinium trenchii
Lineage: Eukaryota; Dinophyceae; Suessiales; Symbiodiniaceae
Source: the annotation of a GenBank genome assembly
GUGGUGGCGGGAUUUAUAAUAUAAGACAUGUUUGUUUUGACCUGCUGACCUGCUCACCUAUUGUUUGCCAUGCUUUUGGAGCGGAGAGGUCAGCCGGAUGCUCUAAAAGGGGUCCAACUGCUUGAAGGAAUAGAAGGUCCGUAUGGCUUGCACAUCGGAGGAACUUGGCUUUAGGCAGGGAGAUGAGAUUGAGGUCUUCUAUCAGAUGCCUUUUCCGGAGGACCAUGGAAAUGAGCGAGUCGAACUCGUGGGAGACAGAUGGAUACUAAGUGCGAGCCCCUCACUCGGGGCGAACCGGCCUCGUAUUGGGUGGACACAGAGGUGGCUCCCAGCGAUCGUCACUGAUGUGGUGACAGGUGCGACAAUAGCUGGUGACAAGAAAGUUGAAGCCAUCAAGUUUCGCUGGGAGCAGCUGCAAUGGUAUGACUGGGCGACUGGAGAUCAUAUUUCCAUCACUAAAGAUCCAAAUGCUUUGGUAUCAGAGGUCAGCCUUCAAAGCGUUCGAGCUAGAACUGCCAAUGCAUGGAAUGUCCAUGCAAACAUGCCAUCAACAUUUAGCGGUGUGUAUCGAAGAAGAUCUGAAGCAACGGUGGGUGGGUGUGAGGUUUCAGUCUCCUUCAUCAUAUUUCAAUGGGGUGCAGCAAAGAUCCCCAUUGACUAUGACUCUCAUUCAUGGGGUGAGGAAGGCUCUACCAUUUCCAAUCGAUUCAUCCGCACCUUCUUCAAGGAGGCAGUGACGCCUAAACUAGCUCACGACUACGAGGUGCUGACCGUGUUCAUCCAGCACAGCGACGAGUUUCCUCGGCUUUCCCCCGAGUUCCUGCUGUCGGUGUGUCGAGGAAGAAUCAUUUCCGCGUUUUACUUUCUGUGGCCCAUUCAAGGACUUCAGAGCUACGGUGAGAUGCGUCCAACGGCUGCUGCAUAUGUCGAUUCGGAGCUGCUGUUCCAGCUAGUUGCCCGAAUGGAGGCAUGUGGAAUCAGUACGUGUUGGCCACAUCCAUUACAGCUUUGGAAGAAUUUAACCUCCAAAGAAUGGAUGGUCAGUUUGUGCAUUUGUCCUCAAUUUCAGAUUCCUCUAACAACGCGUCUCUCCAAGAGUCUGGUCUUGCAAAACCCCUUGAGAGCUGCUUUCUUGGCUUUAGAGACAUUGAAGCUUUUGAAGAAGGAUCGACAGGCACUCAGUGCAGAUUGUGGCGAAGCCAUGUCCGAGGAAGUUGUGGCGAAGCUUGGAUACAGCUAUGAAGGUGUUGACGUGAAAAUGGUCAAAGGACAGCAGCAGCUUGCAGAAGCAAUGUACUUCUUGUUGACUCAGCCAAACUACACCAAUGACUGCGUCUACGUGCAGGAACGAGUCCAGACAGCUUUGGAAGCCAGAUGUUUUUUGGUGAACGGGAAACUGGUCCAGAUUCUGUACACCAGGUUUGCAAGGAUCGAUGGCAAUGGGUAUGUAAGAGACUAUGAAAAGGAAUCCGCGGAAGAUCGUGCCCGGCGCGACUGGUUCUUUGACGAUCAUGCUGCGUGGCAAAAUGCCUUGGAGCAGAUCCAGCGGCUCUCACAGCGUUGGAAUCUCUGGCUCAUGGCCCAAGCGUCGGAGUCCACGGUCUCCGUUCGGAUCGACUAUCUUUUGGAAUAUAUCUCGCCUGGCCGAGCGAAGGUGUGGACCUGUGAAGUUGGAGAACUUGGGACCCAGAAAGGUGCAAUCUUGCUGCGGUGACUUUGGGAUCAAUCAAGUACAGCACUGGCGGAAUAGAUCCUGUCAUCGUGUUUGAUGCAGUCUUGAGCAGUCUUUUGUGGGAGCAAAUGCAGGAUGUACAGAUCCCUGCAGGAAAAAAACGUCAUGUCUAGCGUGUCUAGCAGUUUGUUCUCGAGCCUUAUCCAAGUGGUGAAAAA